Molecule: messenger RNA, 2303 nt
Organism: Toxotes jaculatrix (banded archerfish)
Lineage: Eukaryota; Metazoa; Chordata; Actinopteri; Toxotidae
Gene: napsa
Product: napsin A aspartic peptidase
Exons: 9
Coding region: 115-1308 (397 amino acids)
Biological process (GO): proteolysis
Cellular component (GO): lysosome
Molecular function (GO): aspartic-type endopeptidase activity
Source: RefSeq, a predicted model, not a curated record
CCGAAGUACUUUCACUUAUCUCUCUGCGUCAGUUGAAUUAGUCUGAGAGGCAGUUACAGUCGGAAAUAACACAAAGUUGGUUGUAAAGAAUUUUUUUAAUAUAUCGGGACAGACAUGACACGGCUGGAAAUCCAUAUCAUCGCGGCGCUGCUGAUAACACAAAGCGUUGCCAUCAUAAGAGUUCCCCUGCAUAAAACCAGAAGCCUGCGCCGCACGAUGAGCGACAGUGGCAUGUCCCUGGAGGAGCUUCGGGCUUUUGCGCAGCGUACCGGAGCAGCAGACAGCAGCUCUCCCUCCCCGAAGUUGCCCGUGGAGAGGCUGACCAACUUCAUGGAUGCUCAGUACUAUGGAGAGAUCAGCAUCGGCACCCCCCCUCAGGACUUCACUGUGCUGUUUGACACUGGCUCCUCCAACCUUUGGGUGCCCUCCAUUCACUGCUCCUUCCUUGAUGUGGCCUGCUGGCUUCAUCAUCGUUACAACUCGAAGAAGUCGAGCACAUAUGUUAAGAAUGGCACAGAGUUCUCCAUCCAGUACGGCAGAGGAAGCUUGUCAGGUUUCAUAAGCGAGGACACAGUCUCUGUUGCAGGUCUGUCUGUUCCUGGUCAGCAGUUUGGUGAAGCUGUGAAGCAGCCUGGCAUCACAUUUGCUGUUGCACGGUUCGAUGGGAUCUUGGGCAUGGCCUACCCCUCCAUAUCAGUAGCUAAUGUUGUCCCGGUGUUUGACACAGCCAUGGCUGCCAAGCUGCUGCCCCAGAACGUCUUCUCUUUCUACAUAAGCAGAGACCAGACAGCAGCGGUAGGAGGAGAACUGAUCCUGGGUGGGACAGAUCCGCAGUACUACACCGGAGACCUGCACUAUGUUAAUGUCACACGCAAGGCCUACUGGCAGAUUAAGAUGAAUGGAGUUGAAGUCGGCAGCCAGCUGACUCUUUGCAAAGCCGGUUGCCAGGCUAUUGUCGACACGGGAACGUCCUUUCUCGUAGGUCCUCGAGAGGAAAUCAGAGCGCUGCAGAAAGUCAUUGGAGCUCUGCCCCUGUUGAUGGGAGAGUAUUUCAUUGACUGUAAGAAGAUUCCGUCUCUCCCCGUCAUCUCCUUCAACAUCGGAGGGAAGAUGCUCAACUUGACAGGAGAGGAUUAUGUAGUGAAGGAGUCUCAGUUGGGUGUAUCAAUCUGUCUGUCAGGCUUCAUGGCAAUGGAUAUCCCGCCUCCUGCAGGGCCCCUGUGGAUUCUGGGAGAUGUAUUCAUCGGGAAGUACUACACUGUGUUUGACAGGAGCGCUGAUCGUGUGGGGUUUGCCCCAGCCAAGUAGUUACAGAGCACCGCUUGUCUCAGAUCACGCAGUCAAUAGUUCGUAAUGGUUGGUGUAUAUCACUCAGAGGUCUGGCUUGCUACACAAAUAACUUACAUCUGCUUAGAACAAGGACGUUUACAUGGGAAAAUGGUAUCCAGUAUGGAUUCUACAUGAAUAACCAUUUCCUCAUAUUGAGCAUGGAGUGCAGUGUUCUGCCGCUGAACAAAGGGACCGCAUUAAUUUCUUGCACUUGCCUGUGAAACUGCUUUUGAUUUUUGAGCUUUAACCUGACGUCUUGGAUAUGGCUGGGUUCCAUCAGAACGAUGCGUUUUGUUGUAUUUGUUCAGUAAUUUAGUUGCUUUGGGGGGAACAAAACACGUCAAGCUCUUGAGUGUAAUCUCCUUUCUAAGUUACCAGUUUGAAACUGUAAAACUAGAUUUCAAAAUGUUAUAACUUGAGCUGUUUUUGUACACUAAACAUAUCUCAGGAUGUUUCUUUUAGCACUCCUAUGUGAUUUUUAUUACCAAAUCUCACUGAAUAAAAGCUGAUUACUAAACGUUUAAUCAAAUUUUGGAUAGAUGGGUUUAUUUGAUUGCCUUACGAAAAAAAAAAUCAAAGAUAACCAUACAGAAUGUCAUUUUUAACAUUUAAUGACGUAUACAAAGUGCUGCACGGUUCAACUCCAGAGCUGAACCUUUUAAAAAAAAAAAAAAAAAAGAAAGAAAGAAAAAGCUGGGAAAAAAAUACACAGCAUGCAACAUAGCAUAUGGCUAGUAUGCACUCCACAAGGUAGAGGUAGUGAUCUACUUUGGGUUUUGUUUGACAAUAACAUUACAAAUGUGGCACAGUCACUCCCCCCACAUUAGCACAGUAGUAAUUUGUAGCAUAAGCUAGGUCUGCAAAGAAAGACGCUCAAUGUGCACACAAAGAAGGUCUACUGUGGGUUCAUUUUAUAAUCGUACAUCCUGGAAAAAAAAAAGAAGAAGCACUUAAUGAAGCACAAGUGAUAUUUA